AUGGGCGGCAAGACGUGGUCCCGCGAGGAAGAGCUCUACUUCUGGCGCACAGUCGUUCCGCUCUCACCCAAGGCCGCCGCGGACCCUCCCGCGCCCGUCGAAUGGUCCCAGCUGGCCGCCGACAUGCAGCAGCAUUUUGGGCUGAACGCCCGGCGGAGAUACACGUCGCUGAUGCUCUACGAGCACUACUUCCAAAACAUCACGACCAGGCAUUUUUCACCAAAAUCGGCCGAUCUCGUUCGCGAGCACAUUCGAGAACUUGUGGCCAACGGCAAAGACCCCGAGGAAGUUGCCAAGUCUGGCGGCAAGCCCAAGAGGCCAAGCAAGAGAAAGGCGUCGGCCGGUUCAAGCGGCUCCCGCAGCAAGCAGCCCCCGAAGAAAAGGCCAGCCACGGAAACACAGUCGCCGUUGGGGCAGUCAGCGGGCCCAGCUAUGGUCCCGGCCCAGGCACCAACUGCAUCGGCGAGCAACAAUGCAAACCAGCACGAUAUAACAAAUGCAUAUGCGGUCCCUCGGCAGCAAUAUUACCCGCCUGUGUUACAAGCGCGUGGUUUGACGCAUAGCCAUCCAUCAGUGGCCAGUACCAGCUUCCAUGCCCACAAUCUGUUGGACGCUGCUCCAGGGCAGUCCUCGCAGAACAAUGCCCUCACACAGAACACGACCCAGUACAGCACGCCUACAAUCCACGACCACAGCGUCUGUCCCGGACAACAGUUUUUCAGCGAUGUCAACUGGAAUAACAGUGCCGGCCAGGAUUCAGGCUACAUGUCGGGGGCGUCGUCGAACCAUCUUGCAUCGCCGACUUCCCACGGGUUGACCCAAGGCGGCCCCAGCCCCAACGAGACUGGUUACUCGUAUUACGGCGUGGAGGAGGGUUAG
Messenger RNA from Purpureocillium takamizusanense, 879 nucleotides. RefSeq lists its product as uncharacterized. Bases 1 to 879 code for a protein of 292 amino acids. The transcript is spliced from 3 exons. Lineage: Eukaryota; Fungi; Ascomycota; Sordariomycetes; Hypocreales; Ophiocordycipitaceae. The record is from RefSeq and is a predicted model, not a curated record.